This is a messenger RNA of Musa acuminata subsp. malaccensis (wild Malaysian banana), 2062 nucleotides long. Its product is annotated as T-complex protein 1 subunit gamma. Gene Ontology annotation, cellular component: chaperonin-containing T-complex. NCBI's taxonomy places the organism in Eukaryota, Viridiplantae, Streptophyta, Magnoliopsida, Zingiberales, Musaceae. Gene Ontology annotation, molecular function: ATP binding; ATP hydrolysis activity; ATP-dependent protein folding chaperone. The record is from RefSeq and is a predicted model, not a curated record. Gene Ontology annotation, biological process: protein folding.
CAACCGAACGACAGAGAUUUAGGGUUAGGGCGCGGGGGUUUUGGUUUCGAGAACUCUUCAAAAGCCGAAGGGUGCUCGUCGUCGAAACCCCGUUCUCCGCUCUUGCCGUUGUGGUCGUCGUCCUGUCCGCCGUAAGAACAGGAAGCAGAAGGGAGUCGGUCGAUCCGCCGCGCCUUUAUCCGCAGCCAUGCACGCCCCGGUUCUCGUUCUCAAGGAUUCUUUAAAACGGGAAUCUGGAAGUAAGGUUCAUCAUGCCAACAUCCAAGCUUCUAAGGCUGUGGCUGACAUAAUCCGAACUACUUUGGGUCCUCGAUCUAUGCUUAAGAUGCUACUUGAUGCUGCAGGAGGAAUUGUAGUUACUAAUGAUGGAAAUGCUAUACUACGUGAGCUGGAUCUUGCUCACCCAGCUGCUAAGUCAAUGAUUGAAUUAAGCCGCACUCAGGAUGAAGAAGUUGGAGAUGGCACGACAUCUGUCAUUGUACUUGCUGGCGAGAUGCUCCAUGUUGCUGCAACAUUCAUUGACAAGAACUACCAUCCUACUGUUAUAUGUCGAGCAUACAAUAAAGCUCUUGAAGAUUCUAUCUCUGUUCUGGAUAAAAUUGCAAUGCCUAUUGAUGUGACUGACCGAGCCACAAUGUUGAGCCUUGUCAAAAGUUGUAUUGGUACAAAAUUUACUGGGCAAUUCGGGGGCCUCAUUGCUGAUCUUGCCAUUGAGGCUACAACAACAGUUGGUGUGGACCUUGGUCAAGGUUUACGUGAGGUUGAUAUUAAAAAGUACAUAAAAAUUGAGAAGAUUCCUGGAGGGCAGCUGGAGGAUUCCAAGGUCCUCAAGGGAGUAAUGAUUAACAAAGAUGUUGUUGCCCCUGGAAAAAUGAGGAGGAGGAUAUUGUUCCCACGAAUUAUUCUACUUGAUUGCCCCCUUGAGUAUAAGAAAGGAGAAAAUCAGACUAAUGCUGAGUUGGUAAAAGAAGAAGACUGGGAAAUUCUGCUGAAGCUGGAAGAGGAAUACAUACAGAACAUGUGCAUGCAGAUAUUGAAGUUCAAACCUGACUUGGUCAUUACAGAAAAAGGGCUCAGUGACCUUGCAUGCCAUUAUCUCAGCAAGGCUGGAGUCAGUGCUAUCCGGAGAUUGAGAAAAACUGACAAUAACAGGAUCGCAAAGGCUUGUGGAGCUGUUGUUGUCAAUAGGCCAGAGGAAUUGCAAGAAUCUGAUGUUGGAACUGGAGCUGGGCUUUUCGAGGUCAAGAAGUUUGGUGAUGAGUUCUUUGCAUUUAUUGUGGAUUGCAAAGAUCCAAAAGCCUGUACUGUCUUAUUGAGAGGUGCCAGUAAGGAUCUUUUGAAUGAGGUCGAAAGGAACUUGCAGGAUGCUAUGUCAGUAGCAAGGAACAUCUUGAAAAACCCAAAACUUCUUCCUGGUGGUGGUGCAACAGAAUUAACAGUAUCUGCAGCUUUAAAGCAGAAGAGUUCAUCGAUCGAAGGGAUAGAAAAGUGGCCUUAUGAAGCUGCUGCUGUAGCUUUUGAGGCUAUCCCACGAACCUUAGCACAGAAUUGUGGAGUGAAUGUCAUUCGGACAAUGACUGCCCUCCAAGGAAAGCACGCUGAUGUUGGAAAUGAAUGGACUGGCAUUGAUGGAAAUACUGGUGAUAUUGUGGAUAUGAAGGAGCGGAAGAUAUGGGACUCGUACAAUGUUAAGGCCCAAACUUUCAAGACAGCCAUGGAGGCUGCUUGCAUGCUUUUGAGGAUUGAUGACAUAGUGAGCGGGAUCAAGAAGAAGCAAGCUCCAGGGGCUGGCCCAACUCCAUCAAAGCCCAAGGUAGAGGAGGAAGGAGAUGCAGACAGUGAGCAGAUACUUCCAGAAUAGAAGUUUGUUUGGGAGGAGGGCGCUUAUUUUUGUUGCCGCUGCUGUUUGUCGUCUGCGAGAACCGUUGAAACGGGUCUGGGGGAACAUGUUUUGUUCGUGCGACUGCAGUUGCCAUGAAUCAUCUCGAGUCUUUAGGAUGUUGACGUUCGUUCGGUAUUUUGACUGACUUUUUGGUUUGGUGGAGAUACUCGGUUCAUGUCA